Molecule: messenger RNA, 1562 nt
Organism: Nicotiana tabacum (common tobacco)
Lineage: Eukaryota; Viridiplantae; Streptophyta; Magnoliopsida; Solanales; Solanaceae
Source: RefSeq, a predicted model, not a curated record
GGGACAAUCCCAAGCAAAAAUCGGAUAACACGAAAAACACACACAGCACGAAACAAGACACCAAUUUAACGGACAAAAUCAACCGACUUCCUAAAUCCAACGGCCAUCAUUUCUUCUACAAGCUAUCGCCGGGAAAAUAUAAGCUCUCACAAUCUGCAAAUUUUCAAUUCAAUUUUUUUCCCUUCAAAAUUCCUCUCAAAUGGCACAAAUUUCCUUAAAUUUUCAGUUUAAUACCAAGUAUUUGUACAGACACACUUUCUUCUGCAAUCGUUAUGGUUUUUUACACGAAAAUAAAAACAUUUCUUUGAUCAAUAAAAAUUCCCCUUUUCGUCCACACGCUGUUGUAUUUUCCAAAUCCCUAAAUGGGUUUCAAUUUUUAGCGAAGAAACGUGAAAUCUUAGCCCGAGCUAACGGGUCGUGCGAGCAAGAUUCGGAUUCGACGGAAAAAACCGAAUCCUCAGCUGAAAACAGCAAGAAAAACCCGGGUUCGGAUUCGGGUCCGGGUCGAGUUCCUGGGUCCGGUCCAGGCCGGAAAGACAGUUGGUGGUCGAAGGGAAAGAAGUUGAGGUGGGAGCCGAUAGUACAGGCUCAAGAAAUUGGAGUUUUGUUGUUGCAAUUGGGGAUUGUGAUGUUUGUUAUGAGGUUGCUCCGACCUGGUUUACCGUUACCCGGGUCGGAUCCUAGAGCCCCGACAAGUUUUAUAAGUGUACCUUACAGUGAGUUUUUGAGUAAGGUGAAUAGUAAUCAGGUGCAGAAAGUUGAGGUUGAUGGUGUACAUAUUAUGUUUAAGUUGAAAAGUGAAGUGAGUAGUAGUAGUGUUGUUAUAGAGAAUAAUGAGGAUAGUAAGUUGCAAGAAUCUGAGGCAUUGUUAAGGAGUGUGAGUCCUACAAAGAAAAUUGUGUAUACGACGACGAGACCGAUUGAUAUAAAAACCCCUUAUGAGAAAAUGCUUGAAAAUGAUGUUGAGUUUGGUUCUCCAGAUAAAAGGUCUGGUGGUUUCUUGAAUUCUGCAUUGAUAGCUUUAUUCUAUGUUGCUGUACUAGCAGGGCUUCUUCAUCGCUUCCCAGUAAACUUUUCUCAGAGCACAGCUGGUCAGCUCAGAAAUCGCAAGUCAGGGGGUUCAGGUGGCGCCAAAGUAUCUGAACUUGGGGAAACUAUCACAUUUGCUGAUGUUGCAGGUGUUGACGAGGCUAAGGAGGAGCUAGAAGAGAUUGUGGAAUUUCUUAGGAAUCCAGAUAAGUACAUACGGCUUGGUGCACGUCCUCCUCGUGGUGUUCUACUGGUAGGUCUUCCGGGGACAGGAAAAACACUUCUAGCAAAGGCCGUCGCUGGGGAAGCUGAGGUUCCUUUCAUCAGUUGUUCUGCAAGUGAGUUUGUAGAAUUGUAUGUUGGUAUGGGAGCAUCACGCGUCCGGGACCUGUUUGCACGGGCAAAGAAGGAGGCACCUUCAAUAAUUUUUAUCGAUGAGAUAGAUGCUGUGGCAAAAAGCCGUGAUGGUAAAUUCCGCAUUGUAAGCAAUGAUGAAAGAGAGCAGACACUGAACCAACUACUCACUGUAAGAU